Panicum hallii is the source of this 483-nucleotide messenger RNA. RefSeq names its product zinc finger protein 36-like. NCBI's taxonomy places the organism in Eukaryota, Viridiplantae, Streptophyta, Magnoliopsida, Poales, Poaceae. The transcript has a single exon. The record is from RefSeq and is a predicted model, not a curated record. Bases 1 to 483 code for a protein of 160 amino acids. Gene Ontology annotation, biological process: negative regulation of abscisic acid-activated signaling pathway.
AUGGAGAAGCAGCCGGCGGCCGGCAACGACGUCAACCUGGACCUGCGCCUCGUCCACCACCCGGCGGCGGCGUCCCGCAGGCACCGCGACCUGCCGUCUCCGGCUGCCGCCGCCAACGAGCCCGACCGCACCUUCUCGUGCACCUACUGCCGGCGCAAAUUCUUCAGCUCGCAGGCGCUGGGCGGCCACCAGAACGCGCACAAGCUGGAGCGCAGCCUCGCCAAGCGCAGCCGCGAGCUCUCCGGCGCCGUCGCGGCCGGCGCGGCCGUCUCCUCCUCCUCCUCCUCCGUGGGCGCGGCGGCCUCCGAGAUCGGCAGCUGGUACCCGGCGCCGCACGCCUGGGGCGCGGGGGACCAGGCCGCCGCCACCGCGGCCGUCGUGAGCUGGAUCGCCGACGGCGGGCGCCGGCACGCGUACCGCGUGCAGGCCGCCGCCGCGGCCGGCGACGGCGCCGACGACAUCGACCUCUCGCUCAAGCUGUAA